UUCUUUUACUGGUUUGCAUUUUUAACGGUUUAAUGUGUUUCACGAGCAAAAAUCUGUACAAUACUGGAAGUGAUCAGGGGGCGGGGCAGGGGGAGAGCAGCUGAGCUGGACUCGUUUCUUUGCAUUUCAUCAUAAAGCUUUUAAUGGAUUUUUUCCCCCUUUUGGGCUCCGUUUAAACGUCAGCUGUUUUAAAACCCAGCAAAACGAUUUUUUCCCUUCGUGUUACGUUAGCUGAGGUGAAGGGCGACACUGAAUGUCUAGUUUAGAUGUAAAGUCUUUUUUUUUUUUUUUUUAAAUGUCUGAUGCAAUUGAGGUCUUGGAACAGGAAUGGGGCUGUGGUUGUCUGGUCGCGGAUAGCGAGUGGGGGGUCCAGUUAAGGUAAGGGUAGCAUGAAUUUUCCGGAGGUGAGAAAGGGUGGAAAGCUUAUAUUUUCAGUAGGUUUUAUUGCGUGAAGUGGCAAAAUGUGCAAAGUUGUUGUCCUUGCAACCUCUCCUUUGCUGUUGUCUUAAAACUGUAAAAAGGGGGAGAAAAACUUCCUGUACCUUCUUGGCAAAUCAGCAGGCUUUGUUGGUGGUGCCGGCGUGUUUUCAAUGCAUUUUUAUGUGAGAUUAUUACAUCAGGUUGAUAAUUUUUGUAGCUGCCGAAUUUCUCCUCCUCCUCCCCCCCUCUCCCCGCCUUGUGUUUUGUGCGGAUUUCUCUGGCUCGCUUGGAGUGAAUGAACUGGCGAUCUGCAAAGUUGCAAAGAGCCCCUCCGCCCCCUGUUUUGCAUCCUUCUCUCUCCCCUUUGCACUGUUCUGCAGAUGACAAAAGGAGUAAACUUCCUCUACUUUUGCUGGCACAUUAAGAGGGCUUUCUGGAGAGAUUACGGUAUCAAAGCCUUGCAUCUGCCUGCAGUUAGUCUGCUGUUGGAGCGUUUGCAGCAGUUUGGGGGAGAGCACGCGAGUGAUGUGUGCAAAAGCACAGAGGUUGCUUUGCAUCUUGGCUGUACCUUGCUGCCUUGUUUUGUGUCCUCCCGGAGCGCUGGGUGAAAGCAGAAAGCUUUGCAUGCGGCCGCGCUACCCGAUUGCUUUUGUUUCAAUAUUUUGGUCGGGAGGAAAGGUGUGAGAUGCAUUUUUCACAAGUUGCAAAAGGCGCCCGGCCUCUUGAUGUUGAUUACGGGCUGUUUUUUUUUCCGUUAAGAGGAAGGGAGUUACGUGCUUGUCUGUUUUUCGUGUUUUAAUUGUGGUUGUUUUUUAUUUUUUAUUUUUUUUACUUUUGGUUUAGUUUCAGGUCUUGGGAGCACCUCUCUUCCCUUUGGUGGAAAUACCCAUAAAACCUGCCUCUAACACAAUUGCCCAAGCCAGGAGUCCGCGAGAAGACCCGUAAUGCCAGGAAUGGUCAGUAAAAACCCAGACCUCGAGUUUGACUCUUUGCAGCCCUGUUUCUACCCGGACGAAGAUGAUUUUUAUUUGUGCGGGCCGGACUCUGCUCCCCCAGGGGAAGACAUCUGGAAAAAGUUUGAGCUGCUGCCCACCCCCCCGCUGCCCCCCAGCCGGGCCGGGCUCCAGGAGCACCCGCCGGGGCGCGGUGCGUGCCCUGCCGGAGGCCCCUUCGGGCAGCGCCGGCCGCCGGUGCCAUCCUCCUUGGAGGAGGAGGAUGACGUGGGUGCCCUUGCACAUGAUUUUGGAGGGCCGGAGCAGGCUCGUGACCCCGCAGAGGAAAGCUUGGCUUCGCACUGGCAGGCUCUUAAAAUGCCCGGAAGCAUCUCUCCUGUCCGCACGGGCAGAAAAGUCCGUCUGGGUUGGUGUUUGUUCCAAGUAUUUUCUAUGAGAAUAACAUAUAUUUUCCAUUUUGUAUUGCCAAAAGAUGAUGAGGAAGAGGAUGAAGAAGAAGAAAUCGAUGUUGUGACAGUGGAGAAAAGGCGUUCUUCCUCUAACAAGGCUGUUACCACGCUUACUAUUACAGUGCGUCCUAAAAAUACCGCUUUUCCGUCGGUCAGGACACAGCAGAAUGAACUGAUUUUAAAGCGUUGUGCACCAAUUCACCAGCAGCAUAAUUACGCCGCUCCUUCUCCGUAUAUGGAGAGUGAAGAUGCUCCACCACCGAAAAAGUUAAAAACCGAGGUGCCCCGUCCAGUGAAACCCACGAUCCAACCAAAGCCUAAGAGUUCAAGUCCUCGAAAUUCUGACUCAGAGGAUAGUGAACGUCGACGUAACCAUAAUAUCCUGGAGCGUCAACGGCGCAACGAUCUGCGGUCAAGUUUUCUCACGUUAAGGGACCAUGUUCCAGAACUGGUUAAAAAUGAGAAAGCUGCAAAAGUUGUGAUCUUGAAAAAAGCCACUGAAUAUGUCCAUUCCCUUCAGGCAGAGGAGCAGAAGUUAUUGCUAGAAAAAGAAAAAUUGCAAGCCAGACAACAACAAUUGCUAAAGAAAAUGGAAUACAAGCGGACUUGCUAAACUUUUUUUUUUUUUUUUUUUUUUUUUUUUUUUGGCUGACCAGGACAGUCAUUGCCACUUUGCACAUUUUUGAUUCUUUAAAAAAAAUUGUGUUUUUUGACGUUAAGAAUGUUGGUUUUACUUUCGAUCCAGUCCCUGAAGUAGUCGACAAACUAUAUUAUCCGGGUACGGAGCAAAUGGAUGUUCUUGCAAGGAUUUUAUUGCAAGACUACCAAACAACAAUGGACUGCCUUUGUUUUUCUUCUUAAGAACUGUAGAUGGUGGGAUUUUUUUUUUUUUUAUUGUUGUGAGCAUUUGGAGCUGCUGAUGACAUCUAGUUGAGUUUAAAAAUGUUCAUUCCUAAUUUUUAUGGUGCUUAUGUUCUAACAGAUGUUACUUUAGGGGUUGGCAUUUGUACCCCUGUGGGAAUUUUCUGUAAAUACCAUCUACACACUUGCCUUUUGUACAUGUCUUGGGUUAUGAGAGGUGGCUUUUGCUACCGGUAUUAGACUGGAAGUUCAUACCUAAGUACUGUAAUACCUCAAUGUUUGAGGAGCAUGUUUUUGUAUACAAAUAUAUUGUUAAUCUCUGUUAUGUACUGUACUAAUUCUUACAUUGCCUGUAUACUUUAGUAUGAUGCUGAUACAUAACUAAAUUUGAUACUUAUAUUUUCGUAUGAAAAUGAGUUGUGAAAGUUUUGAGUAGAUAUUACUUUAUCACUUUUUUGAACUAAGAAACUUUUGUAAAGAAAUUUACUAUAUAUGCCUUUUCCUAGCCUGUUUCUUCCAGUUAAUGUAUUUGUUAAUGUUUGGUGCAUAGAACUGGGUAACUGCAAAGUUCUGUGUUUAAUUUCUUCCAACGAUGUACAUUUAGUGCUGCGUCUUAUAGCACUUUGAAAUACCUCAUGUUUAUGAAAAUAAAUAGCAAUUACAUGA
Molecule: messenger RNA, 3349 nt
Organism: Struthio camelus australis
Lineage: Eukaryota; Metazoa; Chordata; Aves; Struthioniformes; Struthionidae
Source: RefSeq, a predicted model, not a curated record